Messenger RNA from Aspergillus nidulans FGSC A4, 840 nucleotides. RefSeq names its product hemolysin III family protein. The record is from RefSeq and is a predicted model, not a curated record. The coding region runs from base 1 to 840 and encodes 279 amino acids. Gene Ontology annotation, cellular component: membrane. The transcript has 3 exons. NCBI's taxonomy places the organism in Eukaryota, Fungi, Ascomycota, Eurotiomycetes, Eurotiales, Aspergillaceae.
AUGCCAUUAUACUGGGAUCAACUACCCUCUUGGCAACGUGAUAAUCAAUAUAUUCUUUCAGGUUAUAGGACUGUCUCUAAUUCUUUUCGCGAGUCGUUCGCGAGUCUUGGUUAUCUCCAUAAUGAGACCGUCAACAUCUACUCCCAUCUUAUCCCUGCGAUUCUCCUUUCAUUUUUCAGCAUCCCGCUCCAUACGUCACUCAAGGCCAGGUACACAAACGUAUCAACAGCAGAUACUGUAGUUUUGAGCUGCUUCGUCUUGGGAGCUGUGUUGUGCCUGGUCAUAUCAGCAACAUUUCCUACUGUUCAGAAUCAUUCCCCGCACGUUGCACGCAUUGCAAACCAAAUGGAUUAUAUUGGCAUUGUAUUCCUGAUCGUUGGAAGUUUUGUUCCGAGUAUCUUCUAUGGGUUUUACUGCCAACCUGUUUUACAAACGGUCUAUCUAACCAUGAUAACUUCCCUCGGCCUACUUUGCGCCGCGGUUUCCGCAACUCCUCAAUUUCGGCACCCCACGUGGCGGCCCUUUCGGGCGAGGAUGUUCAUCGCCCUUGGAUUAUCAGCGCUCUUCCCGGUGGUUCAUGGAGUUAUGAGGUUUGGUAUUAGGCAAAUGGACAAGCAGAUCGGCCUUUCUUGGGUCGUUCUUCAGGGUUCGCUCUAUAUUGUAGGAGCCUGCUUUUAUGCUACCCAGGUCCCGGAGCGUAUCUACCCUGGCGUGUUCGACAUCUGGAUAAGCUCUCACCAAAUUUUCCACUUUAUGGUGGUAAUGGCUAUAAUAUCUCACCUUUAUGGAUUGAUCAAUGCCUUUGAUUACAAUCAUAAUCAUUUGGCCAUACAUUGUUGA